CUUGAAGGGAGGCCGUCAGCUGGGUGCGAAAUAGGCAAAACAUUGGAAUCGCGGAAGAAACAAACAGAACAGUUUAUUUAUUUCGCGGCUCGGGUCAGGAUGUCGAAAAGAGUGAAUUUUGCAGAAUUUGGCAUUGUGGAGCCUCAUGCGAGACUGAAACACUUGGCCAAUCAUGGAAAUCUCUCGGACAUCGAUCUCAACAUUCCCAUUCGAAGAUACUAUCGCUCGGGAAUGGAGAUGGUGCGAAUGGCCAAUGUGUACUUGUCCGAGGGUAAUCUGGAGGACGCCUACAUCCUCUACAUGAAAUUCAUGACGCUCUUCAUUGAGAAGAUAAAGUCUCAUCCGGAGUACAAGACAGUCGCUGCAGCCACGAAGCAGCAGAAUCAGGCCAAACUGAAGGAAGUCCUGCCAAUUACUGAGAAAUUGAAAACUACACUCCUGGGGCGCUAUGAGAAGGAGUACACUCAGUUCCUGGCCAACAAAGAGGCAGAACGUGCCAAGGAGGCUGCAGCAGCACGAGAAAGGGCAAAGAAUAGCAUCCCACCACCAACGGCCAGUCUCUCAGGUGCCUCAGCAGCUACGGAUUUUGCCCCAAGUGCCCCCAAUGCCGAACUGUUGGACAGUAUUGUGUAUCCCAAUGAUUUUCCAUCGGAUCCCAAUCGAUCAAGUUCCUCGGGCCUUAUUCUUCCGGACUCGGACAAGAAGCACCCCACGCGUCCCACUUUCGAUCGCAAUCUCAAGCCCUCGUCCUCGAGCCUCCUGGACGGCACCCUGCGGACAGUUGUUGUGCCCAUUGACACAAUGACGAGCUUCCUGGAGCUCGCUAAAAGCAACACCCAGAGCAAUGUGGAAACCUGCGCUAUCCUGGCCGGGGCACUAGCUCACAAUCAACUCAUACUCACUCACAUGAUCCUGCCCAAGCAGAAGGGCACCUCGGACAGCUGCAACACGAUGAACGAGGAGGAAAUCUUUGAUGUGCAGGACCAACACAAUCUCAUCACCUUGGGAUGGAUUCAUACUCAUCCAAGUCAGACGGCAUUUCUCUCGUCUGUAGAUUUGCACACACAUUGCUCUUAUCAAAUGAUGAUGCCUGAAGCGCUGGCCAUCGUGUGCGCCCCGAAAUAUCAAGAGACCGGAUUUUUUUGUCUCACGCCAAAUUACGGAUUGGAUUAUAUUGCCCAGUGUCGUCAGACUGGAUUUCAUCCCCAUCCGAAUGAUCCACCACUAUUUAUGGAAGCCCAACAUAUAAGUUUGAGUGAUAAAUUAAAGAUUGAAGUUGUGGACUUGCGAAGGUAG
Messenger RNA from Phlebotomus papatasi, 1296 nucleotides. Its product is annotated as STAM-binding protein-like A. NCBI's taxonomy places the organism in Eukaryota, Metazoa, Arthropoda, Insecta, Diptera, Psychodidae. The record is from RefSeq and is a predicted model, not a curated record. Gene Ontology annotation, cellular component: membrane; endosome. Gene Ontology annotation, biological process: protein K63-linked deubiquitination. Gene Ontology annotation, molecular function: protein binding; K63-linked deubiquitinase activity; metal-dependent deubiquitinase activity. The transcript has 5 exons. The coding region runs from base 100 to 1296 and encodes 398 amino acids.